Molecule: messenger RNA, 531 nt
Organism: Tilletiopsis washingtonensis
Lineage: Eukaryota; Fungi; Basidiomycota; Exobasidiomycetes; Entylomatales
Exons: 1
Coding region: 256-468 (70 amino acids)
Source: RefSeq, a predicted model, not a curated record
CACAGGUGAGACAGGGUGCUGCGCGGCCUCGUGGACGUGUUUGAGUCGAGUGCCGUGUCACGGCGAUGCUCACCUCAGCAGCUCGCAAAUAGCAGCACGCAGCGGGCGGCCCAUGCCAAGCGGCCGCGCUGGCAGCAUGCAUUCUCCGAGAAGGGGCCUCCUUGGAGCCUGCCGAGGCGAUCGACAGGGUGCAGCUGGCCUGCCUGCGGCGGCGGCAGGAGCGCUGAUCUGCACCGGUGCCCACGGAACGUCUCCAUGGCAGCUGCCGCUCGCUGGCGGCGCUCUGGCGAUCUUGGCUUGCUGCUACACACCCGGCGGGCGGGCGGAUUGGGCCGCGCAUGGACGACGACAAGCACGGCGAGGCGAGGCUCGGCUCAGCCCACCGACAGGCGCAAGCCCGCACGUUCGCCGGGCAGCACCGUGCCCCGUGCGCUCGCCGCACGGGCUGCGUCGAUCUGUGCAGUCUGAGUGCCAAGCCGUGCCGGCGAGGGGGCGCUGGGCCCUCUCAUGCGUGUGUGGCCGCACGGGGGC